AGCAGCUGUGUUACUUCAUUAGUGCGGCUGACACAUUUUCAAAGUAAAACCGCUUCAUCCCACAAAGACUCAUCUCAAGUUGGUUUCCAGGUGACUAAAAUGAUGGAAAACCUUGCAGAUGUUCUGUAACAGAAGAGGUGCAACUGUGUGUGAUCGGACCCCCAGUUUGGUGAGUGAAGAUGAUUCCUGUGCUGAUCUGUGCUUUGAUUUCGCUCGGUGUGGCAGACAACUUAAACACUCUGUAUCCUGACCUGGAGCACUCGAGAACCAUCUAUGUCGUAGAGAACGGCCCUCGACUCUCGGUGAUGGCAGAACAGUCGAAGGUGGUGUCGAGACGAGGAGGAAACGCCACCUUACCGUGUAAGAUCCAGAGGGACCAAACGCUGGCACCCAAUCGUAAGAUGAGGAUCAAGUGGACCAAGCUGACCUCAGACUACCUGAAAGAGGUGGAUGUUUUUGUUGCCAUGGAUUAUCACAAAAGGAGUUACGGCAGUUUUCACGGACGCGUCCACCUAGAAGGAUCCACUCCUAUGGACGCGUCUCUGGUCAUCACAGAUAUCACCCUGGAGGAUUAUGGGAAAUAUAAAUGUGAAGUUAUUGAUGGGCUGGAAGACGGAACGGCGGUGGUGUCACUUGACCUGGAAGGUGUUCUUUUCCCCUACUUCCCACGUCUGGGUCGCUACAACCUCAAUUUCUACGACGCCGAGCGGGCAUGCCGUGACCAGGACGCCAUCGUGGCGUCUUUCGACCAGCUGUACGACGCGUGGCGAGGAGGGAUGGACUGGUGCAACGCCGGCUGGCUGAGCGACGGCUCGGUACAGUAUCCCAUCACCACCCCCAGAGAACCCUGCGGAGGCAAGAACACGGUGCCGGGCAUCCGAAACUACGGCGUGAGAGACAAAGAUAAGAACCAGUAUGACGUGUUCUGCUUCACCUCCCACUACAAAGGUCGGUUCUACUACCUGAUCCACCCGUCUAAGUUGACCUACGACGAGGCGGUCAGAGCUUGUCAAAAAGACGGUGCUCAGAUUGCCAAGGUUGGCCAGAUGUACGCCGCCUGGAAGCUGCUGGGUUACGACCGCUGCGACGCCGGUUGGCUGGCCGACGGCAGCGUCCGUUAUCCCAUCUCCCGCCCUCGCCGGCGCUGCAGUCCCACAGAAGCUGCCGUGAGGUUCAGCGGCUUCCCUGACAAAAAGCACAAGUUGUACGGAGUUUACUGCUUCAAGGGCGACAACUGAGCUGCAAACACACAUACUGACAACCUGCAAACACACACACACAUACACACCCAAAUUAGCAUGCACACACACACUAGUGAACACACUAGUGGAGUGAAAAAGAGACAGAGGAGGUAUGAAGAAACACAUUCAAACUGUGAUGCUUUAUUUCAUGGAAACAUUAAGACAGAGUCAUGUUGCUUUGUAAUCUGGGACCUGAUAUUCAACGAGGGAUAGUUUACACAUAUUUAAGGUUCAUAUUA
Molecule: messenger RNA, 1480 nt
Organism: Thunnus maccoyii (southern bluefin tuna)
Lineage: Eukaryota; Metazoa; Chordata; Actinopteri; Scombriformes; Scombridae
Product: hyaluronan and proteoglycan link protein 1-like
Exons: 6
Coding region: 180-1238 (352 amino acids)
Biological process (GO): cell adhesion
Molecular function (GO): hyaluronic acid binding
Source: RefSeq, a predicted model, not a curated record